Messenger RNA from Nematolebias whitei (Rio pearlfish), 3894 nucleotides. Its product is annotated as DNA-binding protein RFX7. Bases 71 to 3856 code for a protein of 1261 amino acids. Gene Ontology annotation, molecular function: DNA-binding transcription factor activity, RNA polymerase II-specific; RNA polymerase II cis-regulatory region sequence-specific DNA binding. NCBI's taxonomy places the organism in Eukaryota, Metazoa, Chordata, Actinopteri, Cyprinodontiformes, Rivulidae. Gene Ontology annotation, biological process: regulation of transcription by RNA polymerase II. The record is from RefSeq and is a predicted model, not a curated record. The transcript is spliced from 3 exons.
CUUUAGUCAAACCUGAGUCAGUUUGAUGCUCUAAACCUGCUGCUCCACUCUGUUUUUCUAGUGUGAGCUGAUGGAGCCCACAGGCCAGUCUCCGAGCGCUGAGGACGAAAUGAGAUCUGCUGCAUGUGGACUGGUGUGUGAGUGGGCUCAAAAGGUCCUGAGUCGUCAAUUUGACAACGUGGAGGAUCUGGCUCGCUUCCUGCUCAAUAGUCACUACAUUGGUACAAAGUCCAUGGCUGCACUCACUGUUAUGACCGGAACACCCACAGGAAUGAAGACCCCAACUCCAGCCUCUGCCUUUGUGCCCACUGCUGAGGCAAACGCAUUCCAGCCCCAGGUGAAGACCCUUCCAUCUCCCUCGGUUGACGCAAAGCAGCAAUUGCAACGCAAAAUCCAGAAGAAGCAGCAGGAGCAGAAGCUGCACUCCCCCCUGCCUACAGAGGCCCAAGUCAAGCGGACAGAGGCCAGUACCCCCGGACCCACCAUCCCCUGCGGCAGCCCCGCUCUACUAUCCCCUCAGCCCACUAUAGGAAUCGUUGUAGCAGCUGUCCCCAGCCCAGUCACGGUACAGAGAACCAGGCAGAUAAUGACCUCACCUAGCCCUGUGGGGACAGCAGAAGGAAAAGUGUUGCCUGUGAACUUUCAAGUUGUCACCCAGUCUCUCAAACAGUCCCCAAAAACUCCUCAGAACAUCCCAGCUAGUCCUGUAGGUGACCGGCUGGUACGGCACGGUACGCGGUAUGCCCAGAUCCUGCCCAAGCCCUCUGCCACUAGUGCCAUCACGCUGCGCUCUCCACCCACCCUGCUCAUCACCAACAGUCCCAUAAAAACCGUGAUGCCCUCUCCCCAUGUCAGCUCAGUGAACGUUGUGAAGAUGACAGCUAUUGCUUUGGCUCCUAGCAGCAGCAGCAGCACAACUGUGCGACCAGCCUCGACAGGCGUGAGUACCUUGGCUGCGUCAGACGAUUCCCAGCAGUCACAGAGUGGAGGUUCAGCUGCCCCCCAAUCUCCUGUAGUCAAACUCUGUGCAGCAGCCUCCACCCCAGUCCUCUCUGCAGACACUAAAGCGGUGUCUGAAACUGGAAAUAACAACAGCUCCACAUCUGUUGCAGAGAAACAUGUCGGUGGAGCCAAAGAGGAGAGAGUGGCCAAAUUCAGGGCUGCGAGUGAGCCAAGCUUCCUUGUUAAGUGUUCUCCAGGACCAGAAAAAGUGGUUAGGAUGAAAAUUGACUCCACGUCCCCUCCCACCGCUACAACUAGGACACAGGACAGCAAUAACAGCAACUGCCAUGACAGUACUUUGUACCUGACUGUUGAUAAUCAGAACUCUAAUGGCAACUCAUCGUCCAGUGGCUCGUCUGCUGUUACCCCGAUGUCGAAGGAUCCCUGUCUAGAUGCCAAGAGUCCUAGGAAACGCACGGCUGGGGAAUCCCAUGUCAUCCCUGUUAAGAGGGUGUUUAUCUCCCAACAACCACUUGCUGUAGUUGACAAUCCCAAAGCUGGGGUCAGUGCUGCGUUGAAGAGGAUUCCCAGACCCGGAACCCCUGCUAGACCAGAGAGUGCCCCCUGCAAAGGGACUGCGAAACACACACCUACAGGGCCCACACAGAUUCUUGCACUCACUGACGCUCCCCUCACCCAUACAGAGGGAACGCAGACGGUCCUCAAACAGCAGGAUGUGCUGGUGAAACAUGAAGACCCUUCCAUCAGCGUGGGUACAAAUGUUGGAGCAGCUGGAAACAACACAUCUGAUCAGGCUUUGCUGCAGCAGAUCACUGGGGACCCUCGUGCCAUACCAGCCAACUCAGGACCACACGAAGCCUCUGUGAGCGAGCUAAAGAGCACAAUAUGGGAGACACAGCAGAUACCAGCAGAACACAAACAAGCCUCUUCCAACCAACUUUCCAUGAUAGCUCAACCUUCUGAGGCCUCGGACCAGUUGAACCUUGCACAGGAAAUGGUUGACUUUGCAGGUUCCCAGUCCAACAUGGACUAUUUCCCGUUCAAUGACGACGACAUGACCCAGGACAGCAUCGUCGAGGAGCUGGUCCAAAUGGAGGAGCAGAUGAAGCUCAAGGGUUUGUUUGGUAACUGCGUGGAUGUGUCCCUUCAGAGUCAGUCGACUAACGGUCAAGGUUCAAUCCUCAGUGCUCAUCAAGCCAAUUCCACCUUCUACCACUCUGCCCACAGCAGCACCACCCCUGUUCAAACUCCCACUCCAACACCAACGCCUACCCCGACACCAACGCCCACCUCCGAAAUGACACUUGUGCACAGUCUGACAAGGGAGAGCCCCUGCUCCCGUAUGGCCCCCAUCACCCCAGUGGAUGGAGCUAUGGGUCGUCACACACCCAUCAGCACGCCCCUGUCCAACUGCAGCAGCAGUGUUCCCCCAAGCCCAGUGGAGUGCAGAAACCCUUUUGCUUUCACUCCCAUUAACUCUAGCAUCACCGGGUAUCAUGACGCCAGCAUCGUUUCCAGUAGCCCCGUUAAGCCGAUGCAAAGGCCCAUGGCGACACAUCCUGACAAAGCCAAACUGGAGUGGAUCAACAACCGCUACAACAGCACCUCUGCUGGUCCUUUGUCCAACCAUAGCAUUGGCAUUCUGCCCAGCUACCAAGACCUGGUAGAUGAUCAGUUUCGUAAGCCUCAUGCAUUUGCAAUUCCUGGCCAGUCAUUUCAGUCUCAGUCGAGACAGGACGCUGCUCACUUCGGCCGCUUAACACCAAUUUCUCCAGUACAGCAGCAGCAGCAGAUAACAAGUGUAACUACUCCUACCAAACAGGAGAGUUUUGCAGUGCCUGCACCGUUAGACAACAAGGCUUUAACCUCAUCCACGUCCAGUACUUUUCGUUGCCGCAGCGUUAGCCCUGCUGUGCGGCAGAGGAACUUCAGCGGAAACACUGCUCCUCCAACCACCACCACGAGCACUACGACAACCACUCGAGCUGUGGUCUCACCCUUUAACUCCCCCAUCACAUCUGAGGUGCUCAGUAUCCUGUCCAACAGUCAGGCUGUCAGUUCUGUCCAUAGCAUGGUCCAGCGUAGUCAGUCUGUACCUCUGAACAUCAUGAUGCAGAGUGAGAUGCUGCCUGUGCAGGGUCAGAGUAACACAUCCAAGAUCACCAACGUUCUGCUCAGCAAGAUGGAAGCGGAGGGUGACGAUUCUGUCCGCGGUCUGGGCAUCAACAACCUCCCCUCCAACUACACGGCCCGUAUGAACCUCACACAGAUCCUGGAGACCACUUCAAGCUUUGCAGGAGGAACUGCACAUCAGACUCAGUUGCCUGUCAGUUCCAGCCCUGCUGCCUUUGAGCUCCAGCAGCACGGCUACCUCACCACUAGCAGCGGAGAACAAGUGAAUUUCUCCACUGGGGACGGUCAAGCACAAAUGGGUUCUGGUGAGCAAGACCAGCACCAGCAGCAGCUCCAAGAGGAUCCUGUGCAGACACAACCGCAGCUCCUCCUCCAGAGCACACAGCAGCAGGAUGUGGAGGACGAACAGCAACAGAUUGAUUUCAACAACACUGUCAAGGACUUGCUGGGGGAGGAUAGCCUCAACCCCAGUUCUCAGCUAGUAGGUCAGGUAGCUUCGGAGCUCAACGCCGUGGCGUCUGACUUUUCAAGCGACAUCAGACUGACCUCAGAUCUGUCCAGUAGCAUCACUGACCUUAAUACAUUGGACCCCAACUUGCUGUUUGAUCCCAAUCAGCAGCAGGAACAAUAUGAAGACUCGACACUGGAAGAACUGAAGAACGACCCCCUUUUUCAGCAGAUAUGCAGUGAUACUGUGAACUCUGGCUUCGACUGGCUAGAAAGCAAAGACCAGCCUACUACAGUAGAAAUGCUGGGUUAAGUUUUAUUCUGUAUAAUUUCUGUUCUCUGUCGUUUGGG